AUGACCAUUGACCACACACCCAGAUAUGUGCCCAGUAGUGCAGUGGAUAUGAUCAUUGGCCACACACCUAGAUAUGUGCCCAGUAGUGCAGUGGAUAUGACCAUUGACCACGUACCCAGAUAUGUGCCCAGUAGUGCAGUGGAUAUGAUCAUUGGCCACACACCCAAAUAUGUGCCCAGUAGUGCAGUGGAUAUGACAACUGACCACCUACCCAGAUAUGUGCCCAGUAGUGCAGUGGAUAUGAUCAUUGGCCACACACCCAGAUAUGUGCCCAGUAGUGCAGUGGAUAUGAUCAUUGGCCAACACACCCAGAUAUGUGCCCAAUAUGUGCCCAGUAGUGCAGUGGAUAUGACAAUUGACAACAUACCCAGAUAUGUGCCCAGUAGUGCAGUGGAUAUGACAAUUGACAACAUACCCAGAUAUGUGCCCAGUAGUGCAGUGGAUAUGAUCAUUGGCCACACACCCAGAUGUGUGCCCAGUAGUGCAGUGGAUAUGAUCAUUGGCCAACACACCCAGAUAUGUGCCCAGUAG
Messenger RNA from Mya arenaria, 531 nucleotides. RefSeq lists its product as uncharacterized. Bases 1 to 531 code for a protein of 176 amino acids. Lineage: Eukaryota; Metazoa; Mollusca; Bivalvia; Myida; Myidae. The record is from RefSeq and is a predicted model, not a curated record. The transcript has 2 exons.